GUAUCCACAGUGGUCAAAGGUUGAAUCAAAGGGAGCAAGUGACCUAAAGGCCUCAGUUCUAAUGGCGUGCUCCAAAUCUACAGUGGUCCAACGGGGCGUUGCCAUCUUGCUUACAGCCCCAAUCAGAUCACAGAUCUUGUACUCAAUGGGACCAUACUUGGGUUGGUAAGGAGGGCGUGGGACAGCACUAAAGACAGUCCCUCCCCCAGCUGGUCUCACCUCAACUGUUUGAGCUACCAUGUUGGUUAGAUGAGCUCCAAGAUUGUCCCAAAGGAACACUCUAUCAGCAUCAGUAUCGCCAGGCGCUGGAUUCUGCUCAAUAUCACUGCAAAUCUCCUCAAUAAACUGAGCAAAGGUCCAUGCUGACGUCCCCCCAGCUCUGAUCACCUCAAUCCACCUCCUUGGAUUCUGGAUACUUCCCCUGGUCUCAGGAGGAAGCCAAGGAUCCCCUGGCUCCACAGCGAAGAGAACAGUGAGCUUGUCGGUCCUCUCAUAGUGUCCUAUCUUCCUUGCUCUUCUUCUUAUGAAAGCCCAUCCAUAUCUGCAGUUUGUCCUCUGAAGGUUGAAAGCAAACUCAUCCACAUCAAUGAACUUCCUUCUAGGAAUCCCCACCACGCCAAGGGGGGGAGGAAGAUUCCAGAACCACUCGCAUCUCCUCCUGUUCCUAAACAUGAAGGCUUGGUACGCUUCAGUGGAUGCCCUCUUCCUGGUGAGCUUCAUUCCAGCCAAGCGCCUGGAGAUAUCUACUCUUGAAUAGAUCCUCCCCCCCUGAUUGUAGAUGAAUGUGGCAUACUCAUCUGCACGUUUGUUGUGUUAGUCUAGAGAGACCAUUGCCAGCUCUAAUCUUUGCUAUCUUAUCUGCUGGAUCGUUGCUCAUGAUACUGUCGACGUUGAAAGAAGCAAGUUGUCGUAAAAUAAGAGUUGCUACUGUAACACACUAAAACAAUACUUCUACUGGGUCCUUUUCUAUGGUUCAAGCAGUGUUCAAUCGAAAAUUGAAGAGAGCUAUCGAUUGAUACCAAGUACAGUGUAUAAGGUUGAGUGGAAGUGCUUGAAAUGGAGCGAUUCCCAUGGUCGGUUGCUUUGAACCGAGUAGUUUUUUUUAGAAUGAAAGAACAGUUUACAGUACUGUAAUUUAGCACGCUAAAUUAGCAAGCAGCGUGCUGGAGGGAAGUUUUCAGGUCAACCACACUAGGAGACAGUACAUUUUUGAACGAGUGAUAAAACCCUUCAAUUUUGAGCAAAAUGAGCAGUCUAACCCCCUUGAUCCACGAUUUUCUACAGGAUUUUCUACACAGCUUUGUACUAGGAUCCAUCCAAAUAGUAGAUCAAUUUUGCUCCUCGCUGAGCUGCUGGAUCAGCAGCUGCUGACCUGCCGGCGUGACACGGUGCGGGGCUAGUACUAAUCCUACGUAGGCCUACCUAGCAUAGUUGGCAACUUUCGCUGGAAGUUGACAACUUUGAUUCAAAGUUCUUAACUUUGUUUUAACGCUUUAAGUAUUAACUUGACGCGACCCCAGUUUCAAUUGUUAUGAAACUCGUAGUACCGUACGGUACGGUACACUUGCUGCGCACAGUAAAAGACUUUUAAUUAUGACCCCUGCAUGCGAGUUCAUCCAUGCCGAUGCCGGAACGAUUUAUWUGCACUCGUACUCGUACGUGAAGGAAAAAAAUACUUCUACGACUAAUACUUCGUACGUACCGUACGUAUUGUUGUAGCGCUACAGUAACGCUAGUCCGGGUAUCAGAAUUAUUUCAAAAAAAAGGUGUCGAGUCGAGACAAUUCAUACGGAAUGAUGCAACGGACACUUUUUUUUUCAAUUCAUUACUUUAAGAGAUUUUUAGUUCGAUCAAAACGAGGGAUAAACUGAUUUCAUACAACAUCAUUUAAAAGAUGAGAGGAUUCAUUUUCUUUGCACUGGUGUUAGGAUCGGUUGUAGCAACGAAAGUGAAACUUAGUUUUCGCAACCAAAGCGACGAUUAUUUGUCCUUUCAUUGGAUCCAUCCGAAAACCGGAGAAACCUCUCCUAUCAAAACAGACGCCAUACCACAUUCAGCAUUUUCUCUGAACUCCUUUCUGUCGCACAAAUUUGAAGUUCGACAAGAGAUUGAUCCCGAGACAGGUGAUUGUGGCAGUGGGGAUGACGAAGAAUGCAAAAUCGCCCAUUUCCAGGUCACUGAGGCUCCCGUGCAAAGUGAGUCUUGUGUGUUGUUGGUUCAAAAUAAUCCUUACGGUCAUUGUCAUUAUCGUCACCGUUAUCAAUAUCGAUGGUCUUGAUCGGUCGGAUGUAGCUCGUAUCACGGCUCGGCUGGAGGUACUCGUAAAGAUUGCUGCGGGAGUGCUCGAUCUUGAUAUCUUGGAGAGCAUUCCAUUUUGACACGUCCUGUGAUGGUGGUUUUUGUUUCUGAAGGUUCGUGUUCGGACUUCGUUCCGGCGGUGAUCGAGUCCUUGGUCUUUGUCGGCCCGGGACGUCUUGUUCCUAUUCCUUUCGGCCGCUACUUUCAAUGCAGCGGUCGUACGGGUAGUGGUGUUUCAUGUCAUGGUUGUCAUUGAGGGAUAACAGUUUUAUAAUGAAUUCAGCAAGGCAGAUGAAAGUUAUGUUUCUAGAUUGGCUCACAUGAUACUUUUUUGCACGCACCGUCUAUUUCUUCUAACAGCUUUCUUGAUUGAGAACGGCUUGAAAAUUGAGACAGUAGUUGAAGCACCGACUCCAGAAAGAAACGAUCUUCUUGAUCAAAUCGACUUGACCGAUGUCAAAGACCCAAGUGAUACCUUGGUGUCGUGCAAGGAACGAGCUACACAACAAUUGAAUGAAUUAGAUGGAGUCCUCGACGGAGGAGCGAUGAUGAAACAAAUCCAUAGAGAACUUCACGAUUGCAUGACUGUGGGGUUGGCUCCGCGUAUCAGAGCAUCGAAUAUUGAAGUUGAGUUUGAACGAAGUCUUCGAAUUGAAGCCUCGAUAACCGCCGAAAAUUUUACUUGUGCAGAUGUAGGCUUGCAAUCAAGUCCUGAUGUUGAGACGGAGGAAUGGGUGUCUCCAGUUGAUGGUGUCACACGAACUGUGCACAAAAAGCUUCAUCGAGCCGCAAGUCGUAUCCACGUCGUUGAAAACUUCGCAAGUAUUGAUGAAUGUAACGCUAUGGAAGCCGAAGCAGAGGAUGAUUUACAUGUUGCGUCAACUGCUGAUGGCAAAGGGGGAUCAAAAGUUUCAAAUAACCGGAAAGCCAUGCAAGCAGGUAUUAGACCUAAAUUCACAGACGAUGGACAACCACUAGACGGCAAUUUGAUCUCAAUCCUCAGUGGUCGCGUAUACGAGUACACGAAUCAUGUUCUCGAUUUGAACAUUACGCAUCAUGGACAAGAACCGGUAAGUAUCUAUGUUAUGUUUCCUCUGGAACAAAAAUACAGUUUCAUUUUCUGUCAUUUGAUUUGGGCAGGGAAAAACUUAUUGURUCGAUCUUGGUUUUUUUUCACUUUUUCAUGUUCAAGCUUAUGUCCAUUCAGUACUUCGGGAGAGGCAAACAUGAUGUAGAACCCGAUAGGUACACCCCGCACUGCGAUGGUCGUUGCAACGGGGAAAAUCAUAUUUAUGGGGGCAGAAUGGCAACUAUGGUCAUAUACUGGUGAGUUGAGCAGUGCGAUAAUGCAAUUGAGGUAGCGAUGCAAAUUUUGGGCUUGAUGCAUUGUUGCUUCUAGUUGUCGUAGAUGACUUAAUUUGAGCUACGACUCUUUUUCGGUUCCAUUUCUUUGAAAUCCUCUCUAGUACCAUUCCAGAAAAGGGAGGAUUUACCAAUUUCCAGAAUGCCAAUGUUCAUGUGAAACCAAAUAGUGGAGAUGCCGUUUUCUUCAGCUAUUUUGAUCCAUUGACGAAUGUCACAGAUUAUGGGCUUACGCAGCACUCAGGAUGCCCUGUGUAUGAAGGUGAAAAGAAGAUCAUUACCCAGUGGGUGCGCUUCGGUGUGUCCAAGGAGACUCCGCAUAGUGCAUUCAACACACGUAAGUAGUAUCGACUUUUUUUUAGUCAGAUUUGUCUUGUGAUGAUUAUAAUGAAGUUCUCUCAACAAGAUCUGUGCCGUUUCCACUUUUUGCAAACAGUAAACAUUCUCCAUGAAGAAGAUGGGGAAUAAUAUUUAGUGUACAAAAAUUGCACUUGAAAGAAAAAAGAAAUGGUCGUGCAAACUGUUGUAGAGGAACAGAGGCAUCGAGUGAACCAGUGACAUGCUGAUCAAGUAUGAAGAAUUCAGUUAAUGUUCCAUUGUUAGAUACCAAAGUCACAACAAUAUCUUCUGCUGACUCUUCAUGGCUAUCAUUUUGUCACAAAUAGAUGGAAUCUUUGAAAUUGGUUGCUGACUACCUCUUCGACCACUCCCACCAUGAACUACUCUUAUGCUGAUCACCCGACCACUGGGUAGUCCCCAUUCUAGUGCAGAAAUUCUCUGUAUUGAACCUUUUCGUUGAAGUUGAGGUUGCCAAGGUACUAGCAUCAUUAACGUAAUGUACGAUAUUACCGUACUUUUAGUGUUGUUUCUUAUUUUAGUGAAUUUGUGGAUCCACGAUUUGUUGAAAUUUUGCAACCAAUAAUUUUUUCGUUUCUAG
Molecule: messenger RNA, 4597 nt
Organism: Pseudo-nitzschia multistriata
Lineage: Eukaryota; Bacillariophyta; Bacillariophyceae; Bacillariales; Bacillariaceae
Source: the annotation of a GenBank genome assembly